Molecule: messenger RNA, 213 nt
Organism: Dibothriocephalus latus
Lineage: Eukaryota; Metazoa; Platyhelminthes; Cestoda; Diphyllobothriidea; Diphyllobothriidae
Source: the annotation of a GenBank genome assembly
GAUCUUCUGAAGUCGAUCAUCUUCCAGAUGCUUAAGGAGGAGGAAGGCGAGACAAUUCAAUCCUCAAAGGAACUUUCGCUGGCUCGACUGGCCAGGAAGAAGGAGUUUCAGCUUCUUGUCAGUCGUCUAGCGCCCUACUUUAUAUGUCCACGCCUGCCAAACGCCCUGACUGAACUUCUAAGGCCUCAGGGAGUUAACGAGGCGGAGGAGUAA